AUGAGACAAAAGGAAGGUCUUGAAAACAUGUUCAAUUCUGAAGAAUUUAGAAAAACAAAAUAUGGUAAAGAAAAGAAAGGACCGGGAUAUGAAGCAAGGAAAAUUGUUAUGAGUAGGGACUUUUGGAGUAAGGCUAAUGAUAUAUUGAAAGUAUUUGAGCCAAUUGUAAAAGUUUUGAUACUAGUUAAUGGUGAUGAGAAACCAACAAUGGGUUUCAUAUAUGAAGCCAUUGAUCGAGCAAAACAAGCAAUUCAACAAAAUUCUCGUUACCAUUCCAAAUAUAAUGAUAUCAUUGACAAGCGUUGGAAAUUCAUGCAUUCUGAUCUUCAUUCUGCUGAUAUGUGUUAUUUUCUUAAUCCGCAAUUUCAAUAUGGAAUUGAACAUGGAAAAAUUGUGUAUAAAGAAACAUUUAAUGGAACAACUAAUGUAAUCAUGAAGAUAGAAAGAAACAUAAAUGAUCAAAUCAAAGCUUUAAACCAACUAACACUUUUUAGAGAAAAGAGUGAAACUUUUGCCCAAUGGUGGGAAUACCAUGGUUCAUGUGCUCCUGAAUUUCAACGUUUGGAUAUGAAAGUUGUUAGUCAAACAACCUCUGCCACAAACUGUGAGAGAAAUUGGAGUAUAUUUAGCUAUAUCCACACAAAGACAAGAAACAGAUUGAAGUACAAAAAAUUGCAUAAGCUUGUCUUCACACAUUACAAUAUGAAGUUGAGAAUGAGGGAUAAAUUAAGGAAGAGUCGGGAAGAGAUAAAAGCAAAUUUUGAUCCGAUAAAUUUUGACUAUAUAUUUCAAGAAGAUCCAUUAUCUUAUUGGAUAGAAGAGAGAGAAAAUCCAUUAUUGGAUGGAGUUCAAAAUGCGGAGUGGUUGCCGAUAGUUGAUACAGAUGAUGAAAAUGUUGAUGAUAAUAGUGAAACUAAUGAAAGUGGUGGUGGUUUAAGUCCACCAAGCAGUAAUAGUAGUGGUAAUGAAGUGGAUAAUGAAGGUGAAGGUGGAAGUGGAGGUGGUGAUGAUGAAGGAGAAGAUGAUGAACUUGAUCCAUAUCAUGACCACCAAAUUAUAGGCACUAUAGGAACUUAA
Messenger RNA from Lathyrus oleraceus (garden pea), 1077 nucleotides. RefSeq lists its product as uncharacterized. NCBI's taxonomy places the organism in Eukaryota, Viridiplantae, Streptophyta, Magnoliopsida, Fabales, Fabaceae. Gene Ontology annotation, molecular function: protein dimerization activity. The record is from RefSeq and is a predicted model, not a curated record. The coding region runs from base 1 to 1077 and encodes 358 amino acids. The transcript is spliced from 4 exons.